GCUCGAGACAUUUACAGCAGUGUAGCAAGUGACCUAAACACCCACCUUUCGUACAACCAUGUUCACCGCAGUGCUGAUAGUGGGAGUAGCCAUAGCUGGCAUGGUGACGAGUCAACCACCGGCACCGGAUGCAUCAUGCUUUCAACCGGAUCGUACCGUGACGGUGGACGAUUGCUGCCGUAUGCCUCGAUCGGUCAGCCAAACCGUGAUGGACAAGUGCAGCGCCCAGCGUCCGACCCAGAUGCCGGCACCGGGUGUACCCCGUACGGAGGGUUGUUGCAUGAUGCAGUGCAUCUUGACGGAGAUCGGUGGAUUCGCUAACAAUGUGCUGAAUACGGACGCGAUCAAGAGCUCGCUGGCCGGUACGCUGGGUGCCGAUCCGGCGCUGGCACCGCUCGUUGGCACUACGGUCGAUAGCUGCGCUCGCCAGAUACAGAACGAUCCGGCGUACGCUGUGGCACCGAUUUCUGCUUCACCGGACCGUGCCGGGUGUAGCUUCGUACCGCAGGGUUUCAUGAACUGUCUUCACUCGACGCUGUUUAAGAGCUGCCCCAGCAGCCUGUGGACCGAGAGCAGCGAUUGUCAGGGAUUGAAGCAGAAGCUCGAUAGCGGAUGCCCGUUCUUCGCUCUCCGUGGUCGUGGACCACCGAACUAGUUCUGUGCAUUGCAUACAGCACAGUACACAGCGCUCUCUAAACGAACCCUUG
Anopheles darlingi is the source of this 707-nucleotide messenger RNA. Its product is annotated as general odorant-binding protein 67-like. The transcript is spliced from 4 exons. The record is from RefSeq and is a predicted model, not a curated record. Lineage: Eukaryota; Metazoa; Arthropoda; Insecta; Diptera; Culicidae. The coding region runs from base 59 to 655 and encodes 198 amino acids.